AUGCCUAGAACAAACAAAGAGAAGCCGGUCACGGCGCAAGCGCCAUCCGCGACGUCUCCCAGGCUGACGACCUCAUUUAUCAAUGCCGACCCAAUUCUCGGAUACAAGAUUCGAGUUCUCAUUCAUGAUUUCCUCAGAGAAGCAAAAGACCCCGAAGCGCAACGACGAAUCGACUCAACGACCGAGGUCAACUACAUCAGCGGCCCUUACUUCGAUCAAGAACAAGCCAAACGAGUCAGGGAAGCUACUGUAGACGUGGAACUUCAGAUCAGCACAUCCGCAGCCACCCAAGACAACCACGAAGGCGACGAAAAUGAGGAACGGAAUUCCAGGGUCAGAAUAAGCGGGCUGACUGUGGAAGAGGCUAUCGAGACAGUAAUGAAUGGAUUCUUGGAUGAGCGUAGGGCCAUCCCAUCAGUUCUUGAGUCGGCUGAGAAGGAGCGGGGUUUGAGGCCCUUCCUUGUCUCGACGCUUUCGGAGACGGAGUUCUCGCCGAAGGUACCUUGGCUCUUGGGAAAUUCACUAGAUGUUGGCCCUCUCGACUAUGAGAUUGGUAUGACUGUUGCGGACUUCUGUGUCCACGAAGCAAGUUGGGCCAUGCAAUGCGCCCAACACGGCACAGAUCAGAGACAGGGGCGAUCAACGCACAGAGACAUGAUUGGUCUCACCACAGCCAAGGACAACAGCGCCCAGCCGUUGGAAGCGAAGCGUCAAAUCGCAGGCCGCCGAUUAGCUCGCGACUUCGGGAGUCUGCAGGAUCACGACCGGUCGGUUGCCUGGGUUGCGAUAUGUAGAAGACAGACUCUAUCGUCGGAUACAAAACCAUGGCAGCUGGGUCGCGGCCACUUCGCGAGUAUUUCUCUCCACUAUCUCGGAGGUUUUGCUACUUCGCUCGGAACACCUGCUAAGUACAUCGGAACGGCAGUCCAGAUGAGCGCCCCCGGAGGAGGUUCCUCGGAUAGAUCCGAUGCUGCCUCGCCUAUGAGCAUUGCCUCAGAUAUUAGCGAUGAAGGUGUUGAACUCGAGGUCGGUGACAGUAUUACCCUACAGAACAUGGGCGACGAUACCACGCGUUCAGAGCUGGAGGUGAGUGUAUCGAGUUUUCUGCUGCGGGACCAUGCUGACCUUGACACGGCCUACUUUGCCCCCAAUGACGAGGAUGAACUAGGUCGUUUGGAUUACAAUCACGAGCUGGUUCUGAAGUUCCUCAAGUACAACCUCUUUCUAGCCCCAAUUGACGUGAGGAAGAUGCAACGAGUACUUGAUAUCGGUACUGGUACGGGUAUUUGGGCGAUCGAGAUGGGCGACACUUUCCCCAACGCUCUGAUCAUCGGUAACGACUUGAGCCCCGUCCAGCCAAGACUGUUUGAGAUUGAUGAUGUUGAAAGCGAUUGGGUUCACGAAAAACAUUUCGACUUCAUCUUCAGCCGCUACAUGGCUGGAUCUCUCUCCGACUGGCCAACGUUUGUGAGUAGAGCAUAUGAAAAUCUUCGGCCAGGGGGAUGGGUUGAGUUGCAGGACUAUGAUUUUGAAUUCUCGUCACUUAACGGAAGUCUGCGGCCCCAUCAUAAGACACACCAGUGGGAUCAAGCUUUCCUAAAAGCAGCCAGGCUAUGUGGUAUUGAGCCAUGUCCUGGAUCUAAGCUGGAGGGCUGGGUGCAGGAUGCAGGAUUUAUCAACAUCGGGCAUAAGACAAUCACGGUGCCUCUUGGGCCGUGGGCUAAAGACGAGUACCACCAAGAAAUCGGCCUGGGCAACUUGAUACAGCUUCUAGACGGGCUCGAGGCAUUCACCUUGAGGCUAUUUUGUGGAGUUCUUGGCAAAACAGAGGAAGAGGUAUCGACACUGUUGUCCGAAGUUCGCCAAGAGCUGAGAUCGCAAGUUUUUCACGCCUUUGGCGAAUUUCAUGUAGUCUAUGGACAGAAGCCAGAUAAUAAGCUCCGACUAUGUAUGGCCGAGGAGGGAACUUGGCCAAUGAUAGCGAUGCAUGGCAUUGAAUCCAACAGCUCUGUUGUCAAAAAACAUCAUUGUGAGGCAGGGCCCCGGUUUGCUCGGCCUGCCUCGGUUGGCGCAGCCCUCUGUCAGCUUUCCGGUUCAAUCCACCUGACUGCAACCAACGGCCAACGGCCCGCUGCUGGAUCCGUUGGCAACGCUCUCAUUUGCUAUGCAUCCCGGAGAUAUGCAGGCAAAGCUGAUGAAUGGCACCCGAGAGCCUACAGGAUGCAGGGAAACCAACAGCGAGUACAAAGCUGGCUGGUUUUAUUCUUGAUUAGCCCAGAGUUUGAUAGAUUUGCGUUACUUGAACCGGACUCUCGGAACGAAGGCCCCCUCAAAUUCCAUGAUGACCGGAUCACCAAAUGCUCAGUCGCCGGUGCCCGCCUCGCCCCCGGCGGCAACGGCUACAUCUCCCGCCAAUUCAAAGACCGCAACUCACCCGCGGGCCAAGUUGCAGGCGAAGUUACAGAUGAUAUUGAAGUUGACGAAGGACUCAGUGUCAGCGAUGGAGCUUCAACGAUUGAUGAUCAGAUAUCAUCCUACACAGCUUCCUUAGGCUCCAGUGUGAUCGACUAUCCUGUAGAGCAUGGACGUCGUUAUCACGCUUUCCGAGGAGGAGCUUACUAUGCUCCAAACGAUGAGAAUGAGAUGGACCGUCUUGACUUCCUCUCGACCUUGAUCUUCAAAGCCAUUGGCAAGUUGUACUUAGCUCCAAUUGAGCAGAAGAAAACUCAUCGCAUCUUGGACAUUGGCACUGGGACUGGAAUCUGGGCUAUGGAGAUGGGAGACUUGUUCCCCAACGCUGAGAUUAUCGGGAACGACCUGAGCGCAAACCAACCAACUUGGGUACCAUCAAACGUUAAAUUCGAGGUCGACGAUGUCGAAAGCCCUUGGUUGCAUACAACCAAAUUUGACUACAUUUUCUGCCGGUCUAUGGCCGGUGCUAUCGCUGACUGGCACAAUCUUUAUAGCAAUACCAACGCCGGAGGCUGGGUCGAAUUCCAAGACUGGGAUCUCCUAUACCGCUCUGAUGAUGGCUCCAUCACCGAUAAGCACGAAAGUCUGAAGAUGAAUAAGACGUUCAUCAGCACAUGCAGGCAGAUUGGCCGUGAGCCCUGUCCGGGCCCCUUAUUCAAGGACUGGGUCACGGAGGCCGGCUUCACCAAUAUCACCCAUGAGACGUAUAAACUGCCAAUUGGUACUUGGCCCAAGGAUCCCCAUUAUAAGGAUCUCGGUCUUUGCAACCUCAUCCAGAUUUUGGAUGGUUUGGAAGCCUUCAAUUUGCGGCUACUUACUGGCGUACUUGGCUGGACGAAGGAGGAGGUCAUGGUGAUGCUAGCAGCUUGUCGAAAUGAGUUGAAGACAGGCGUCUUCCAUGCCCGCAUGGAUCACGUUGUUUAUGCUCAGAAACCAGAAGAGGAAGCUUAG
Molecule: messenger RNA, 3423 nt
Organism: Colletotrichum lupini
Lineage: Eukaryota; Fungi; Ascomycota; Sordariomycetes; Glomerellales; Glomerellaceae
Product: methyltransferase domain-containing protein
Exons: 28
Coding region: 1-3423 (1140 amino acids)
Molecular function (GO): methyltransferase activity
Source: RefSeq, a predicted model, not a curated record